Carassius auratus (goldfish) is the source of this 2656-nucleotide messenger RNA. It is a transcript of the gene vimr2, whose product is annotated as vimentin-related 2. Bases 267 to 1427 code for a protein of 386 amino acids. Gene Ontology annotation, cellular component: intermediate filament; cytoplasm. Gene Ontology annotation, molecular function: structural constituent of cytoskeleton. NCBI's taxonomy places the organism in Eukaryota, Metazoa, Chordata, Actinopteri, Cypriniformes, Cyprinidae. The record is from RefSeq and is a predicted model, not a curated record. The transcript is spliced from 10 exons. Gene Ontology annotation, biological process: intermediate filament organization.
AUUAUUAUUAUUAUUGCUCAAAUAAGUAAUGCUAGUGCAACCUUUGUCAUUGUCCCAGUAUAACUGCUUUCUGAAGGAGUGGCCUCCAGUCUCUAAAUUGUUUCUGCUCCAUGUGAAAGGUUUAUUUUCUGAUGCUGUUGCUCUAGUUAGUCCACCUUGUGCUCAGUGAGAGAUCCCACAAGUGCCUGUGACAUUCACAGCACCGGCGUAUAUAAAGACCCCCGGUUUGUGCGGUUGUCAUCUCUUCUUGCUGUCCUGCUGCUGUCAUGGCCCUGCUGAGAGUGUCUUCCUACCGUAAACUGUUUGAGGAGGAGCAGUGGAGCCAGGCUGCAGGACGCUGUGGAGUCCAGGCCCGCUUCACUGCCAGUGUGUUUGACAGGGGUGGAGUUUCAGUGCGUGAAUGUCCCGAGCUGGAUUUUGCUGCAGCUCGUGCCCUAAACAAGGAGGGUGUGGCACGAUUUGUCAAUGAACGCUUCGUCAUCGCCGGCCUCAAUGAUCGCCUGGCCGGCCUCAUCGACGUGGUUCGGUGUCUAGAAGAGGAGAAUGAAUCUCUGGAGGCAGAGAUUCUCGAGCUGGAGGAAAUGCUGGAGUCGGAGCAGAUCUCCUCCAGCACCGUCAGCAUCAGCGAUCCUGUGGACUACAGUUUAGUGAUAGAGAGGCUACGGAAAGAGAAGGAGCUGAUUUUAUGCAACACGGAGGAGCUGAAGGGUGAGCUGCGGCGUCUGCAGAUGAAAUACGAUCAGGUUGUUGAGCACAAGAGACUCCUCCAGCAAGAGCGAGAAGAUGUUUCUGUGGAGGUGGAUGCAAUUACCACUGACUGCCUGGCCCUUCGAGAGCAAGGGGCCAUCUAUGAGGAGCAGCUGGCCGCCAUGGACAGGCAGCACGAAACGAGGCUGGGGAAAUUGUGUGAGCCCAGGACUCCGGAUGAAGGUUCUCCUACUGUAUCCCUGCAGUUCCCCUCCUUUGAUAUCUCUCCAGCCAUCAUGGACAUCAAGGAGCACUAUGGCACACUAGCUCAGAGCCUCAAGUUUGAGUUCAGAGCCUCGAGCGCUGCAGGAAAGGAGAAGGAGGAGCAGCUGGCUAAGUUGACUGGAGGGGAAGUGAAGGACGUCUCCAAAGAGACUGAUGUGAAUGUCCUCAAGAACUUGAUUGCAGAGCUGCAGAAAGAAGUGACAGAGCUGGAGAAGCGUGGAGACGAGUUGGAGGCUGAAAUAGAAGGCAGGAAAACCAAAUACCUGGAGGAGAUAGAGGAGCUGGAGAAUGACAUUUGUCAGCUGGAGGAGGAGGAGGCUGAUCUUCAGUUCCAGAUGAAGGAUCAGAGUGGGGACUAUGAAGAACUGCUGAAUCAGAAGAUGAAUCUAGACAUAGAGAUAGCUGCUUACAGGGGUUUGGUUGAAGAAGAAGAAGAGAGACUGAGCUGCCUGUAAGCUGCAAGAAGAGGUGAUGCUCUCCUCUGGACUGAAGCAGACACAAAGAAACACUAAAACCACAUACAAUUCAACCCUUAACAGCAAGUCUCACAAAUCAAGAAAGUAAAGAAAACAGCUGUCAGACACACUUAACCUUCUGAGCAGAUGUAAACCUUCACUGACAGAUGAACUUCAGGGAGUUCGUGGAAGCUCAUUGAUAACGGGUCAGUGGCAGGUAACCCCGGGUCUUCAAGAAACACUGGAUCUGUGCAGCAGUGGGAGUGUGUUGAUAGUGAUGGGGGAUUCUCAGCACUGGAAUCUCCUAUUGAAAGUUUCAUAGUCCCUGUGACUGAGACACAUACACACUCUACUGUUAAAAAGUUUGGGGUCAGUAAGUUUAAUUUUUUUAAAGAAACAGUAUUUUUUAUCCAACAAGGAUGCACUAAACAAAAGUGAUGAUAAAGACAUUUAGAAUGAUACCAAAGACUUCUAUUUCAAAGAAAUAAACUUUCUGUUAAUUGAAGAAUCCUAAAAAAAACAUAAUUGUUUCCCCAAAACAUUAAGCAGCUCAACUGGUUUCAACAAUAGUAAUAAGAAAUGUUUCUUGAGCAUCAAAUCAGCAUAUUGGGUUACCUGUUUUUUUUUUUUUUUUUUUUUUUUAUCAAAUAAAUGCAGACUUGGUGAGUGUAAGAGACUUAAACUAAAAUAAAUAAAUCUCACCAGCUCCAAACUUUUUUAAUGUACACACAUUUCCUUGUGCUCUGUUAAAUCUAAACCUUUCCUGUACUGUCCAAACAUUGUUUUAGAGCAUUUACAUGCGCUUUAAAAGUUUCACUUGGAAUAAAAAAAUCAUUUGUCUUAUUAAAAUGCUUUAGUCUGACCAGAAUUGCACCGGUCUGGUUUUGUAAUUCCCAUAUAUGAGACUUAAUGAAAUUGUUGCUUGAUUUCAUUCACCUUAUAUACACACUGCUAGUGUAUUUAAUGCUUCAGAUAUUCAGUUACGUAUUGUGUUAUGUAUACAUGGACAGAAAAGAAAAUGUAGCUUAACUACCCAAAAUUAUGAAAAUAAAAUGUAAAAGCUGGAUACAAACUUAUUGACAAAGCUAGACAAGACGGAUAAAAUUGAUUGACUUGUUGGACAUUUCGCCUGUCUCUUGUCAUCCGUAGCUCAUUUUAAAUUGAAAAUACUGACUCUUUUCGAUGCAACAGCUUACAGCAUUUAAAUAAAUAUUUGCCUUUGAAAUCAA